AUCAAAUACUAAGGUUACAGAGAGCAGCGAACAAACCUUUCCCCUUGAUAAUGUUGAGGUAUUUGUUAAUAAUAAUAAAAAAACACCUACUCUUGGUAAAGUAUCUAAAAAGCGAAAACGAUCUUCCCAAAAUGAAGAAUCUAUAGCUGAGGAGGAUGGAAGUGAAACUCCUCGAGAGAGUGACUCCGUUUCUGAAAAUGAAAAGCUUUCAGGGGAGAGUGAGAUCGAGUCAUAUGAUGAUUCUGAUGAUGGAUCUUAUAGAAAAUAUCCAGCUCGUAGUACGACUUUAGAUAAUAAGCCUAAUUAUUCAGAAGAUCAAUAUUAUAAUCAAUUUACUAAGGCAUUCAACGAACGUCUUUAUGAAUCAUCAACAAAGACAUCAACAAAUUCGUCGACUGGUUCAUCACCUAAUCCGAUCAGGACCCGUAGAAGAUUACCGAAAAGGAAAUCAUCAGAAAAAUAUAUUGAUUAUUCAGAAAAAGCAUAUUACGCAAAAUUCGUUCCCGAAAUGAGAAGGAUGAUUUAUAAGAAUAUAAGUGAAACCUCACCAAAAAAGAAAACCAAAAGAAAAAAAAUUACAAUAAAUAUAUCUGAUUCUAAUAGUGAUAAAUAA
This is a messenger RNA of Diversispora eburnea, 613 nucleotides long. The record is from the annotation of a GenBank genome assembly. Lineage: Eukaryota; Fungi; Glomeromycota; Glomeromycetes; Diversisporales; Diversisporaceae.